ACUGAACAAGCCAUCAUGUCUGACGACACUGCAGUGGGCACUGUAGAGACUCUCUACCUCUGCAACUUUCGUGUAUCCGUCGAUGGAGACUGGCUUUGUCUCAAGGAGCUACAGGACGCAGAAAUGGGACGCCCGCCCUCUGGAAACAACCGACCGGUCUCGCCCGGAUAUGAUGGACGAGACCCUGUGGCCAUCGAGCGCAGCAACCUGAUCAACAUCAGCAAGCUGGUGGUCAAGGAGCUGAUGGAGACUUCGGUGCCCUUCGGACGCAUGCUCGACUCAGACCAUGUCCCCCUGCAGCAUUUCUUCAUCGUGCUGGAGCACGCGCUGCGUCAUGGACUCAGGCCGAAACGGGGCCUGCUCGGUCCCAAGAAGGAGCUCUGGGACGUGCUACAGACGGUGGAACGACUGACCUCCGAGGCUGCCGAUAUCACCACCUCAGUACGGGACCUACCCACCGUACGCACCCCUCUGGGCCGCGCGCGAGCCUGGCUUCGGCUAGCCCUGAUGCAGAAGAAGCUACCCGACUACGUCCGGCUGCUGCUAGAGAAUCAGCAGGUUCUGGAGGAGCAUUAUGAACCUGGUGCGCUGAUGUUGUCGGAGGAGGCGAUCCACGUGCUCGGGUUGCUGGUUGGGCUCAACGUCAUUGACUGCAACCUCUGUAUGAAGGAGGAGGAGCUCGACUGCCAGCAGGGGGUGAUCGACUUCUCCCUCUACCUCCGAGCCUCUCCCACAGAGGAGGGAGAGCCGGGAGCUGUCGGAGCUCAGGAUAUGACCGAUAGCAAGUAUGAGAGGGUGCUCGAUCAGAAAAACUACAUCGAAGAACUCAACAGGCAUCUCAACGCCACGGUGACGAACCUCCAGUCGAAGCUGGAGCAACAGAUGGCUACCUGUGCACUGCUGAGGGAGGACCUGGCCAUAGCGCGGCAGCAGGCGGCCGGGAGACAGCCGUCGCCGGCGCCGGGCAGGACGCCCGAUACGCUGUCGGUGGCCUCUCGCUCCUCCCAGCAGAGUAGCUCUGGCGGAGGAGGGGGAGGCGGGGGAGGCUCGCCGUCCGGCUGUGCGGAGGAGCUGGAGGAUCUCCGCGCCCAGCUCAGAGAGGAGCGGGCCCACCGCAGGGAGAUCGAAAAGGAAAUGGAGAUGCAGAUUCAGAUGAAGGCCGAGAUGGAGAUGGCCACCAAGCUGCUGGAGAAGGACGUCCACGAAAAGCAGGACACGAUCGUGACGCUGCGGAGACAGCUGGACGACAUCAAGGCUAUCAACCUGGAGAUGUACAACAAACUGCAGGAGUGUCAGCAGGCUCUCAAACAGAGCAAUGACGUCGUCACUGGUCUCGAGGAGAAGAUACUGACACUGACCGCCACCAGCCGAAAAAUGGACGAAGUUCACACGGAGGCGGAGCAGCGCCGCCGGGCAGCUGAGGCGUCUCUGACAAACUUUAGUGUGAGAUCCAGCUGUUCAAGGUUUCGUCAGACCUCAAGGUCUCAUGAUCUCAUGAUUGAGCGCGAGUGGCGGGAGAGCCUUCAGGCCGGUAUGGUGGAGGAUAGGGAGAAGAUGGCCGCCCUGCAGCGCUCCAACGAGCAGCUCACCAAAAAACUGGAGGAUCAGGAAGGGACAGAUGUGGAGAUGGAGCGACUGCGGGUCCGCUGUGAGGAACACGAGAGGACCCUGGAGGAGCUGGGACACCACCUUUCAGAGUCCAAACUGAGAAUGGAGGACCUUCGUCAGACGGCGCGCUACGCCCUGGACGGCCAAUGGGUGCCCGACAGUGCCGCGCAGCACUGCAAGGGCUGCAAGAACGAGUUCACCAUCAGUCGGAGGAAGCACCAUUGCCGAAACUGCGGCGGCGUCUUCUGCAACCCGUGUUCGGACAACACGAUGGCCCUGGCCGCCUCGGCCAAACCGGUCCGAGUCUGUGACGCCUGCCAUACCUUCCUGCUACAACGGUAUCAGGCCGACUGAGGGCUGUGGGGGUACACUGGGCCGCCCUGUAUACUAUACAGGGCGGGGUGUGAGGACUGUAAGAGUGGCGGGGAUUUGGUUGGUACCGCUGAGUGAGGGCCGCUUGGGAAUCCGUGAAUGCUGCCAAGAUGCAGGGAAUGACACAUGGACUACAUGACAGUCGCGGAGAGGGAUUCAGUGAAGAUUGCAAUGGCUCAGUGAAGAUUGCAGAAUGCAGUGAGUCAGUGAAGGUUGCAUGAAGUCACUGCGAAGGUUGCAGGGACUCGGUGAAAUCUAAGGGACUCUGUGAGGAACUCGACUGAGUACUCAGUGGGAAUCUCGAAUCUCGUGUCAGAAAUUCGCUGAGAGUAUCUGGAACUCAAUGAGUGUCGCGGCACUAGAGAGUCCUAGAACGCCCACGGUGCGGAACUCUCAUCCGCUCAUCCGUGCGUACACUGCGAGGACUAUUAAAGUCUAUGAGCUUCGCUGGACGUUGUGAAAAGCCCAGAGGCUCGUCGUUCUUGGACCGACGGAGGACGAAACUCGUUGUGCUACGAGACGCAGUGAAGCGCGCUAGCGAUCACGCGAUUCGUAUGGACAUGUAGUUGGUUCUCUCGGUAUCGAAGAUGUGCGAAGGAGUUUGUUAGUCUGCCUGAGCUUGCAGUUCAGGAGAUGCUUUAUAACGACAAACGUUUUGUUUUGGAGGGUUGGGAGGAUUAUGGAAAAGACAUUUGGUGAAGUUAUGUCGAGAGUUGUGGUCACUGUGCGCUAUUUGAUGUGUCGUUGUCCGGAAUUGAGCUACUGUAGGUCGUAGGUGGAUUCAUUUAUGUGCCGUGGACUGGCCGUGUGUACUGUAGUGGUGAUGUCCGAGCUCAGUCUCUCCAUGUUGAAACUUGAAAGUGAUUUGCACUUGUCCAUAGGUGUCAGAAAGCGAACGUUGCUAUAUUUAUUGGAAGUUAUGCGUUUGGUAGUCCAACAUUCACUUAAAAGUGAUAAACAUUAGUCAACAAUAUGCUAUCAAUGUGACAAGCUACUGAAACCAUGGCAUGUGCACUCGUAUAAUUCUGCAUGUAACCCCGAAUUUAAUUGAUGCGCUACUUUCUGGUUAAAACCAGGGCUGCGGAGUCGAUGGAUUUUCGGCGACUCCGACUCCGACUCCGACUCCGGCUUUCAAAAACCAGCUCCGACUCCGACUCCGACUCCGUGCAGAAUUGUCGUUUCCGACCGACUCCAACUCCCGACUCCGACUCCGCAGACCUAGCAGGGCUGCGGAGUCGACAUAUUUUCGGUGACUCCGACUCCGACUCCGGCUCGGGUUUCUAAAAUCGACUCCGACUCCGACUCCGACUCCGGUCACAGCUGUCGACUCCGACCGACUCCGACUCCGACUCCGACUCCGCAGCCCUGGUUAAAACCAUGAUAGUGUGAAGUUCCAACAUCAUAACGUGCAAUGAAUUAUAACAAAAAGCGGAAGAGAAUAGCUGGCUUCCCUGUAACGCCAAUUUUAAUAUGCUUCCACCGCAAAUGAAUGCUAUGAGCGCUAACCCGUGUGUGAUACUGCAGUGAUUUGUAAUAGCAUGUAUAUUUUAUCUACAGAGGGUGUUUGAAGGUGAACUAUCCAGAACAUGUCAUAUUGUGUGCAGUGUGGAAAACAUUCAUUCCUAGAGAAAACUACACGCGCUUGUAUGCGUACAUUGAGACAAUUGUCGCGAGUGUUGUAGUGGGGCUUGGUAGAGGCUAUUUUAAAAGCGGUUGCGCUGCACUGCAGGAAUAACUCAUGAGCUCGUAUUGACAGAUCACAAAAGAAAUGACAGGUGCCCGUUUUCUGGGCCCUGUAUCGUCACAGCUAAACUGAGUAAGACAUUGCAUAAGCCUGAAACCUGUUACACCCAUUUUGCAUCUUAAACGUCCCCUUUCAGCAGCCACACGUUUUGUUUGUUGGCCGAACUGUUUACAUUUCGCUCCAACAGCCACGUCGUUCUGCCCUAUAUAAGUUCUCAGUUUGCGUUGUGAAAACGAAACAGCGUAGUUAUUCUAUUUCCAUAGCCAGGCCAGUUUUACAUUUCAUUUGUCUUUAGUCUGAGUGGCGCAGGCGCGCAAUGUAGGCUUUUGAGCUCUGAAGGGCUCGGAAGCAAGGGAGAAAGAUGUUUUAUGUUCUGGUAGCCGCUCAUUGUAUCCGUUUUUAUGCCGUGUUGGGGGCCAGAUCCCAUGCUAAGCGUGAUUUUCACGCCACGUUGUCACACGUAACCCAGAGUGUAUUUGUUCAGUGUCGGGUAAGGGCUAAGGCUCAGAAGUUACGGGCCGGUGACUUUCGUUGUAACGUGUAAUAUGUAUCUGAAUCACUUGUGAAAUGUGUGCUGGAGGCAAAUAUACCGUUUUGUGUA
This is a messenger RNA of Amphibalanus amphitrite, 4325 nucleotides long. RefSeq names its product protein RUFY3-like. NCBI's taxonomy places the organism in Eukaryota, Metazoa, Arthropoda, Thecostraca, Balanomorpha, Balanidae. Gene Ontology annotation, molecular function: metal ion binding. Gene Ontology annotation, cellular component: cytoplasm. Bases 16 to 1962 code for a protein of 648 amino acids. The record is from RefSeq and is a predicted model, not a curated record. The transcript is spliced from 14 exons.